AUGUCUCACCGGAGCGCUCUUGCCGCCCUCCGCGCUGCUCGUGCGGGUGGGAAGUCGCGACUCGAGUCGUACCAGGUCGAGGACGCGGGCAACAUCUACGACGAAGUCGACGAAGAAGGAUACAAGAAUGUCGUUCGCAAACGCCUCAAUCGAGAUGAUUUUGUCGUUGACGAUACUGGCGAAGGCUAUGCCGACGAUGGACGCGAAGAGUGGCAGAAUGAACGGACGCACUACUCCAGCGACGAGGAAGAAGCACCGUUGAAAGGCAAUGCCGCGAAGCGGAAACGCGAAGAGGAUCUCGAGAAGGCAGAGAAGACAAACCACAAGAUCCAGAACUACUUCAACAGCGGCCCUGUCGCUGCCGCUGCGAAGCCAAAGGUCCAAACAUCUGCCGAGGACGAAGCAUUCAUGGCAGAUCUGCUCGGUGAGGUCGAUGUCAAUGUUGCGCCUGCACGCUCGUACAACAAGAGAACUAUCAAGUCCGAAUCACGUCGAAAAGUUCGCGUUCUCUCGCCACCUCCCACAGACCACCGCAACAAGUCAGGCAAAUACGUUCCACCUGUCACAGAACUGGUCGACACACCUCCUCCGCAGUCUGCCAUGGAUGAUGACAACAUGAUGCUUGAUGACGACGACGACUACAACAUCACCAGCGAUCCCCCACUCCCGUCAUCGCCCAUAGCAAAGGCUGUCGAACGAAAAGCCAGGGUACAGAUCAAAGAGGAGGAGCCUGAGGAAGACGAGCUCAUGGAUGUUGCACCGGCUGUGGCCCACGAGGGUACCGUGUCCAAGUCUGUCAACAUGAAAGGCAGCAGACCUCCGCCCAAAAUCAAGCAGCAAUUAGCCUCUCCUCAGAGCUCCUCUCCACCUCAGCCCGCAGCAUCAGAUGUUGACGCGUCGACCUGGACCAAUGUGACCAACAAGCUUGCUGUGGCCAGCAGUCCUGCCUCCGGCACUGUGCAAUUUGGAAAGAUGAAGGCGUCUGAAGCUGUUGAAGACGACGGAAGUCUGCGAUUCUACUGGCUCGACUACAGCGAUGUCAACGGCAGUCUAUGCCUGUUCGGAAAAGUCAAGCACAAGACCACCGGCCAGUAUCAGAGUGCCUUUGUCAAAGUGGACAACAUCUUACGCAAGCUCUACUUCCUCCCACGAGCCAACAAGUACCGAAAUGGACGUCAGACAGAUGACGAGGUUGGUAUGGAGGAUGUGUACGAAGAAGUCGACACACUCAUGUCCAGAAUGAAGGUCGCUACUCGCAAAGUCAAGCCCUGCACGCGCAAGUACGCUUUCGAGCUGCCGGAUGUGCCCAAGGAGACCGAUUAUCUAAAGCUGCUCUAUCCAUAUGACAAGAGUCCACUGCCAAUGGACCAGUCUGGCGAGACUUAUUCGCGAGUCUUUGGUACGAAUACAUCCAUAUUCGAGCAGUUCGUCAUGUGGAAGAACAUCAUGGGUCCCUGCUGGCUCAAGAUCGACGAUGCAGACUUCACCUCAGUCAACAACUCGUCCUGGUGCAAGCUCGAAUGUUCAGCAGCUAAUCCGGCGAAUAUCUCGGUCGUCCCUGACACCGAGCAGCUCGAGACGCCCCGGCUGACUCUCAUGUCGUUGUCUUUCCGCACACAGAUGAAUGUCAAGGAGAACAAGCAAGAGCUGCUGAUCGCCAGCGCCAGAGUCUACGAGAAUGUCUCGUUAACAGACACAACUCCACCCGAGAAGAUGCCGUCUCGCACUUUCACGGUCAUGCGACCUCUCGACGGCAAAUAUCCCCUCGGCUUCGAGACCAGGGCAACCGAAUCCAUGGCGAAGAAGAAUGCUGGCACCUUCAUGCUCGAAAAGAGUGAGCAAUUCUUGCUCAGCAAGUUCCUUGCUUUGUUCGAGAGGGUUGAUCCUGACGUCCUGAUGGGCCACCAACUGCAAGAAGUCGACUACAGCAUUUUCCUGAGCAGACUUCGGGAGAAGAAGACGCCAGGUUGGUCCCGUAUCGGUCGGCUGAAGCGCUCAGAGUGGCCGAAGACUUUCGGCAGGAGUGGCUCGUCUUUCUUUGCUGAACGUCAGCUUGUCUCUGGUCGACUGAUGUGUGACCUUGCCAAUGACAUGGGCAAGUCAUUGAUGAUGAAGUGUCAACAGUGGAGCUUGACUGAGAUGUGUGAGCUCUAUCUGGGUCCGAGCAACCCUCGCAGAGAGCUAGACAACGACGCCGCACUAAAGUCAUGGGCAAAUACGAAAGACGGGCUGAUGAACUAUGUCGGCCAUUGUGAAGCUGACACCUUCUUCAUUGCAGCUCUUGCGAUCAAAUUGCAGAUGCUUCCACUUACGAAAGUGCUGACAGAACUUGCUGGAAACUCAUGGGCACGGACAUUGACUGGUACACGAGCCGAGCGAAAUGAGUACAUUCUGCUUCACGAGUUCCAUCGGAACAAGUACAUCUGCCCCGACAAGGUCUACGGCAAGGGUCGUGCCAAGGUCGAGGAAGAGAACGACGACGAAGACAGCGCAGAUACCAAGAAGAAGGACAAAUACAAGGGCGGUCUUGUGUUUGAGCCUGAGAAAGGUCUGUACGACAAAUUCGUGCUUGUCAUGGACUUCAACAGUCUGUAUCCCAGCAUCAUUCAGGAGUUCAACAUUUGCUUCACAACGGUGGAUCGAACGACAUCUUCGGAAAACGAUCACGAGGAGAAAGUUCCGGAAGUGCCGCAAGAUCAGGCUCUUGGUAUCCUGCCCAAGCUCAUUGCGACCUUGGUCACUCGACGACGAGAAGUGAAGAAGUUGAUGAAGGACAAGAAUGCCACCCCUGAACAGCUUGCUUUGUGGGACACGAAACAGAUGGCUCUGAAGCUGACAGCCAACUCCAUGUACGGUUGUUUGGGUUACACACAGUCGCGAUUCUAUGCUCGACCACUAGCUAUGCUUACGACCUUCAAGGGACGAGAGAUUCUCCGAAGCACGAAAGAGUUGGUUGAGGAGAAUCAGCUCCAGGUCAUUUACGGGGAUACCGACUCGGUCAUGAUCAACAGCAAUGCAGACAGCAUCUCUGAUGCACUCAAAGUCGGCAAUGAGAUCAAGAAGAUGGUCAAUGAGCGAUACAGAUUACUCGAAAUCGAUAUCGACAACAUCUUCCGCCGAUUACUCCUCCAUGCCAAGAAGAAGUACGCCGCCAUCAAUCUUGCUGAAGUGGACGGCAAGUACGUCGACAAGCUCGAAGUCAAAGGUCUGGAUAUGCGACGACGUGAGUACUGUGCUCUGUCGAAAGAGGCGUCGCAGCACUUGCUCAAUGAGAUCUUGUCUGGCGAGGAUCCGGAGACUGCGCUCGAGAAGAUUCACCAGUACUUGCGGGAACUCUCUGAGAAGAUGCGUGAGGGUCAGAUUCCGGCACAGAAGUACAUCAUCUAUACAAAACUUGGGAAGAACCCGAAAGACUACCCGAAUGCCGACUCAAUGCCUCAGGUUCAAGUCGCAUUGCGAGAGAUUGCGCGAGGCAAGAACAUUCGCGUCAACGAUGUCAUGUCUUAUAUCGUGACCACUGGCAACGAUGAGACGAAGUCUUACCCGGCGCCAAAACGCUCAUACACGCCGCAAGAUGUCCUGAAGAAGGACUCUGGUCUCACACCCGACAUCGAGUAUUACCUGUACAAGCAGAUCAUGCCGCCCAUCGAGCGUCUCUGUGCGCCUCUGCCUGGUACAGACUCGGUGCGACUGGCGGAAUGCCUUGGUCUUGACACUCGAAAAUAUGCAACCAACGCGUCUUCGAAUUCGACCAAACAGAACGCCGAGAUCUUCCCUCUCGAAUCUCAGAUUCCCGACAGCAUCCGCUUCAAGGACGCCGCCCGCUUCACCAUUCGUUGCCGAAACUGCCAGACAAUAUCCACCUUCGAGGGCCUCUGCGAGUCCGCAGCCAUGUGCACACCUACCGGCCUCCAAUGCACCAACACCGACUGCAACACAACAUUCACCAAGAUGUCCAUCGUCCUCCAACUGGAAUCCCAAAUUCGCGUCCAAACCUCCCAAUACUACGAAAGCUGGCUACGUUGCGACGACGAAUCGUGCGGCAACCGCACGCGCUCCAUGUCCGUGUACGGCCACCGCUGUUUGGGGCCAGCGGGCAAAGCAGAGGGUUGCCAGGGCAGGAUGUCGUACGAGUACAGCGAGAAGCAGCUGUACAAUCAGCUGUUGUACUAUGCAAGUUUGUGGGAUGGGGAGAAGGCGAAGGCUAAAAGUAAGACCGUCAAGGAAUUCGAAGGGGUUAGUGCGAGGGUGGCCGUGUUGGCGGAAACGAACAAAGAAAUGUUGGGAUCGAUGAAAGCGGUGGUUGAUGCGUAUCUGAAGAAGUGUGGACGGCAGUGGGUUGAGAUGGAUGGGUUGUUUGGAUUUGCAUUGAAGUGA
Cyphellophora attinorum is the source of this 4377-nucleotide messenger RNA. Its product is annotated as DNA polymerase alpha catalytic subunit. The transcript has 3 exons. Gene Ontology annotation, cellular component: alpha DNA polymerase:primase complex. Gene Ontology annotation, biological process: lagging strand elongation; DNA replication; mitotic DNA replication initiation. Gene Ontology annotation, molecular function: purine nucleotide binding; DNA-directed DNA polymerase activity; DNA replication origin binding. Bases 1 to 4377 code for a protein of 1458 amino acids. NCBI's taxonomy places the organism in Eukaryota, Fungi, Ascomycota, Eurotiomycetes, Chaetothyriales, Cyphellophoraceae. The record is from RefSeq and is a predicted model, not a curated record.